Messenger RNA from Melitaea cinxia (Glanville fritillary), 1617 nucleotides. It is a transcript of the gene Cyp307a1, whose product is annotated as cytochrome P450 307a1-like. The record is from RefSeq and is a predicted model, not a curated record. Gene Ontology annotation, molecular function: iron ion binding; heme binding; monooxygenase activity. The transcript is spliced from 2 exons. The coding region runs from base 1 to 1617 and encodes 538 amino acids. NCBI's taxonomy places the organism in Eukaryota, Metazoa, Arthropoda, Insecta, Lepidoptera, Nymphalidae.
AUGAGUGCGCUCCUCAUAAUCGCUAUAUGUCUUAUCAUAUAUAAACUCGUAACACGUCGUACUGUUACGUGGAGAAAGUUUACGAGAUAUGGAGAUGACAAAGUAGCCAAUUUGAAGCUAGCUCCUGGUCCGAUACCCUUACCAGUGAUAGGGAGUAUGCACUUGCUUGGAAAGCACGAAUCUCCCUUCCAAUCGUUCACAGAAUUAGCGGGAAUUUACGGAGACAUAUAUAGCAUUAAGCUGGGCUCUGCACAAUGCCUAGUCGUCAACAGUUUGGAAAAGAUACGAGAGGUACUAAAUCAAAAUGGAAAAUUCUUCGGCGGUCGUCCAGACUUCCUGCGCUUCCACAAACUCUUCGCCGGUGACAGAAAUAAUUCCCUUGCCCUCUGCGACUGGUCGAAUCUGCAACUGAGACGCCGCAACCUCGCCAGACGUCACUGCGGCCCGAAACAGCACACUGACAACUACGCAAGGAUCGGUUCUGUGGCUACAUUUGAGUCGAUCGAGCUCAUUCAGACUCUGAAAAACGUAACGAGGUCAACUACCGGCAGUAUUAACUUGAAACCCCUCCUAAUGUCAACAGCUAUGAACAUGUUCACCAAUUACAUGUGCAACAUUCGAUUUGAUGCUGAAAACGAUGCCGAAUUCAAAAAAAUCGUUGAUCAUUUCGAUGAAAUAUUCUGGGAGAUAAACCAAGGUUAUGCUGUUGAUUUCCUUCCAUGGUUGGCUCCAUUUUACAAAAAGCAUAUGGACAAACUAUCUAGCUGGUCACAGGACAUUCGUUCUUUCAUACUCUCCCGGAUAGUUGAACAGAGGGAGAUCAAUUUGGACAUGGAGGGACCGGAGAAAGACUUCCUUGAUGGUCUCUUAAUGGUGCUCCAUGAUGAUCCAACAGUUGACAGAAACACGAUCAUAUUUAUGCUCGAAGACUUUUUGGGAGGUCACUCAUCUGUUGGUAACUUAGUAAUGCUCUGUUUAUCCGCUGUUGCAAGAGAUCCCGAAGUCGCUAAAAAGGUGAAGGCAGAAAUUGACGGUCUGACUAAAGGCAAACGAGCUGUGACGUUAGCUGACAGAAAUCUAUUGCCAUACACUGAAGCAACGGUCUUAGAAUGCUUGAGGUACGCCUCGUCUCCCAUUGUACCUCACGUAGCCACCGAAAACGCAAACAUAUCUGGAUACGGCGUAGAAAAAGGAACGAUCGUCUUUAUAAACAACUACGAGUUGAAUACGUCAACGAAAUACUGGGACGAACCACAGAAAUUUGAUCCAUCAAGAUUCUUAGAGCGUACCAAAGUACGUGCACGCAGGAAUUCACAAUGUGACUCGGGCAUGGAAUCCGACAGCGAAAGAACUGGGCCAAUUAAUAGAGCGACUGAAGUAGAAAGAGAAAUUGUUACUGUUAAGAAGAAUAUACCACAUUUUCUGCCAUUUAGCAUCGGUAAAAGAACGUGCAUUGGACAAACUCUCGUAACGACUAUGAGUUUUGUCAUGUUCGCGAACAUCGUUCAGGAGUUCGAUGUAGCAGCUGUUAAUUUUGAGGAUUUACGACAGAAACCCGCGUGCGUCGCACUACCAAAAGACACUUACGAGUUCUACCUGUUGCCGAGAAAAUAUUAG